This is a messenger RNA of Scheffersomyces amazonensis, 2999 nucleotides long. It is a transcript of the gene BUB1, whose product is annotated as protein kinase. Bases 128 to 2869 code for a protein of 913 amino acids. NCBI's taxonomy places the organism in Eukaryota, Fungi, Ascomycota, Pichiomycetes, Serinales, Debaryomycetaceae. Gene Ontology annotation, molecular function: ATP binding; protein kinase activity. The transcript has a single exon. The record is from RefSeq and is a predicted model, not a curated record. Gene Ontology annotation, cellular component: nucleus. Gene Ontology annotation, biological process: meiotic sister chromatid cohesion, centromeric; protein phosphorylation; mitotic spindle assembly checkpoint signaling.
CAGAACAUCAACAAUUGAAACAGUGAGCAGACAUUCAGCGAACGAAAGAAAGUGAGAGUGAGAGUGAGCAUCACCAACAAAACGACAACGACAACGACAACUACAACGACAACGACAAAAAUUAAUUAUGGUAGGAGCACCGAUCGGAGAAUCAUCAGCAUCGGUAUUAGAACAACACAAGGAAAAUAUACUACCGAUGCCAGGAGGUAGAUCCGCUAGUAAAUUAACCAAUACAUUAAUACAAUCACAAACUACCAAACUGGUAAUGAUAUAUAAAGAAACUUUAAAACGAGAAAGAGAACAUCAUGAAAAAAUGGUAGGACAACUUGAAGAAUUAGAUGAUCCAUUACAAGUAUUUAUAGAUUAUAUAUCAUGGAUUCAUAAUAAUUAUCAACAAGGUAAUAAUAAUGAAAGUGGUUUAUUAAAUGUAUUAGAACGGUGUACAUCAUAUUUUAGAGAUGCGUAUCAUUAUAAAAAUGAUCCUCGAUAUUUAAAAGUAUGGUUAGAAUAUACAAAUUAUUCUGAUUCACCUCGUGAUAUAUUUGUUUAUCUUGCAAAGAAAGAAAUUGGUAAUCAAUUAGCUUUAUACUAUGAAGAAUUUGCUGAUUAUUUAGAGAUCAAUGGGAAGACUACUGAUGCCGAAGAGAUUUAUCAAUUGGGAUUAAAUUCUCAGGCAAGACCAUUGCCAAGACUCCAAAGAUCUUACGAACAUUUCAAGACUAGACUUGAACUGAAUACUUCAACAACCAACCCUAAUAAAAGAACUGGAUUAGAGUUAACUCAAGGUUCAGCCAUUCAUGAUGUUCAAGAUGGAUCUAGACCAAAUAAAAAGCCCCGAAUUGAAAUCUUUAAAGACGAUUCAGAUAAUGAUCAAAGUGUAUUGAAAUCGAUUUUUGAUGGACAAUCGGCCAGUAAUGAUUUAGGUAGUAUACGAUCGAGAAUAAAGGAAAAUGCUCUUCAAGCAAAGCCAUGGUCUGGAGAAGUGCUAAGGCAAAAGAAGAACUUAGAACGACCAAAUUCUUCGGGAAGUACUUCUAGUAGUUCGAGUAUAAAGUUCCAAGUUUAUCGGGAUUCUCAUGAACUUAAUGAAGAUCAAAAGAUUAAACAAACAGUAUGUGAAUCCAAUGAUGGAUUUGUGUAUACUCUUAUCAAUCAUCCUGGUAAGAAAUCUGAAAGGGUGAUGAUUAAUAUGGAUUUAUUAUUCCUACAAGAAGAUGAGGAGAUCACUCCUGAAGAGAUGUUAGCUAUGACAAGAAGAACUUUGAAGCAGCAGCAACAACAGCAACAACAGCAACAGUAUCAACAACAACGACAUACACCAAUUCGCACAGAUGAAUCAAACAAUAGCAAUAACACUUUUGUAAUACCUUUGAAAGAUGAGAAUGAUACAACCUUAUCAAAUAGACCUAAUUCUCCUACCAUGACCAUGUUUUCUAAACAAGCUAAUCAAGAAGUUGUUAAGAUAUUUAAUGAAGCUGCAGCUGAUUUGAAUUCUGAUGAUGAAAUAGAAAGAAUCGAUGGAGUAGAUUCUACCACCACUAAUUUUGAUGGGUUUGUAACUGAAACUAUUCAAAUGAAUGGAAUCAAUAAUAUAAUAGGUCCUUCAUUACAAGUAAAAGAAACUCCACCAACCGAUAAUGAACUUGAUGAUAAUGUUCAAAGUUCACCAUUUAUAGAACGACCAGAAGUUAAUGAUAUUCCAAUUCAAAUCAUUGAUAAUUUUGAUGAUUCUUAUAGACAAACAUUAUUGAAUUCAUUAAUAAAUCCAAUAGAACUGUAUCCUGGUUAUACCACUAUAGAUAUAAAGAUCGAUAAAUUAAAAAAGUUUCUGGAAUUAACUACUUCUGAUAAUAAAUUAAUUGUUAAAGGUAAUAAGAAUUCCAUAGUAGAUUUCUGUGGGGAAGAGAUUUAUUGUUUACGAUAUGAAUUAGGGAAAGGAGGAUUUGGAAUUGUUUAUUUAAUAGAAGCAGGAUCUUCAGGUCAAUUAAAGGCAUUAAAAGUUGAAUCUCCAUGUUCUAAAUGGGAAUUCUAUAUACUAAAUCAAAUUCAUCGUCGAACUAAAAUAGCUUAUCCUGAAUCAGAUAAUUUAUUCAUAAAUCAAUUAGAACUUUAUGCAUUUCAAGAUGAAAGUUAUUUAAUUAUGGAUUAUUGUAAUCAAGGGACUUUAUUAGAUGUGGUAAAUCAUUUUAAAUCUCAUUAUGGUACAACGGUAGAUGAAGUAAUUUGUAUAUAUUUAACUAAAGAAAUCUUAAAAUCCGUUGAAAUUCUUCAUAGAAUAGGAAUAUUACAUGGAGAUUUAAAGGCUGAUAAUUGUAUGUUAAGAUUUAAACCGAUUGAAGAUGGAGAUACUUGGAAUGAAUCUUAUAAUAAAUAUGGAUUACAUGGAUGGAAUCAAAAGAGUAUAACCUUAAUUGAUUUUGGUAGAUCUAUUGAUUUGAAACUCUUUGGAGAUUAUACUUCUCCACAAUUUCUCAGUAAUUGGAAAACUGAUCAACAGGAUUGUCCGCAAAUGGUUAAUCAUGAACCGUGGAGUUAUGAAGCCGAUUAUUAUGGGAUUGCUUGUAUAGUUCAUACUAUGUUAUUUGGGAGUUAUAUUAAGAUUAAACCAUCCCAUACCAAUUCAACAAUUCAACUUGAGAAUUCUCUCAAACGGUAUUGGCAACAUGACCUUUGGAAACCAUUAUUUGAUUUACUAUUAAAUCCUUAUCUACCGAAUGAUAAGAAACAGCCAUUGGUUGAAGAGAUGGCAGAGAUUCGACAAAGGUUUGAGGGGUGGUUAGAAGAGAAUGCUCGAAAGAGAAAUCUUAAGAGAAGUAUCCAAGAUUUGGAGAAUGAUUUAACUCAGGUAUAUAGAAAGCGUAUAGGAUGAGAGUAAAAGUAUACACUCUAUAUAAAGGUUAGAGAAUGAUUUUUGGUUAAAUAUUGAAUGAGUAAGAGUAAUAUAUACUGUGUAUAUUAAUAGAGUAUACUAGAAAUAUUAGUAAGAUAGGUUAAUGUAU